Cinara cedri is the source of this 1100-nucleotide messenger RNA. The record is from the annotation of a GenBank genome assembly. NCBI's taxonomy places the organism in Eukaryota, Metazoa, Arthropoda, Insecta, Hemiptera, Aphididae.
AAUAAUGCUGGAACGUACGUUAUUCAUAGAUAAGUACGUAAAUAAUUUAUUUGCAGAUUAAACUUUCGAUUCUUGCAGAUUGUUUUAUUAAAUUAAGUACCUCUGCACGCUGGAGUGUACUAGAAUACUUUCAGAUUGGUAAGUUGGUAAAAUAUGUUAAGAUUACUUUAGAGAUAUUAUUAUUAUUUUUAAUUUGUUAUAAUUUAUAUACCUACUUAUGCUUAAUUCUUAAUUUUCUCAAAUCAUACAAAUAUGAAUUGUUUACGUUAUGAAAUUGUUUGAAUCAAUAUUUGAUUUCAACAUCUUUACAUCGUUAAUAUGUAUAUGAUUUUGUUUGAUCUUUUUUUUUUUUUUUUUAUCUCUAGGUACUAGUACAAAUGUAAACAUCAAUUAUCUCUAGUGAUAUACUAGGUACAGUUAUUAAGUUUAAAUUAUUUUAUUUUUCUCUAUUGCAGAAUAAUUAUGCGUGAUCGUGAUCGUUAUAAAGAUAAAGGGCAUGAACGUUCUAAAGAUAAACACCGUGAUCGAUCUACUAGUUUGACCAGAACACGUAGAGGUAGAUCAAGAAGCGCAUCACCAAGACCAAGACGUGAUCAUUCAAGAAGUCCACGUCGUAUACGUUCUCGUAGUACUUCUCCACGACCUAGACGUGAUGUACGAAAACGAAGUCGAUCUCGGCCACGUCAUUCGCGUUCGAGAUCACCAGUAAGACGUCAUUCUAGAGAACGACGUCGUUCUAGAAAUCGCGAUUUGCGAAGAUCCAGGUCAAGAACUCCAACAAAAAAAGACAAAAAAAUCAAUAGGGUUGUCCAACAAUCAGCACCAAAACUUACUGAAGAAGAUCUCCGUGGUAAAACUGCCGAAGAACAAGAAAUGAUGAAAAUGAUGGGAUUUUGUAAUUUUGACUCUACUCAUGGUAAAGAAGUUGACGGUAAUAAUGUUGGGGAUGUUCAUGUUAUACUAAAACGUAAAUAUCGACAGUAUAUGAAUCGUAAAGGUGGGUUCAAUAGACCAUUAGAUUUUGUGGCUUAAGUAAAAUAUGAAUAAUUUGUUUAGAAAUAGUUAGAAAAAUAUAAAAACGACAAUUGUAUAUUUCUAUG